UAUCGCGUCACCCACCGCAAGUUGGCCAAGGAUACCACUACUACGACACCCCCCGAGGGGACUCCUACGACCAAGGACGCCAAUCACAACGACGCCCUAUGGGUUACCCCACUUAUACGGCUCCUCCUAACAACUACGAUGGUCGGGAGAAGGAUGGUAUCGAUGAGAUAGAAAGAGCUGCUGAACAGCGCAUGCAGGAGGCGGCCACGAUGAUUGUUCCUCUUCAUAGACCCCAGUACCGCUUCCCGAGCAACUCUCCUAUGCUUAAAAUGUUCCGAGUAUAUCUCGAGAAACAACUCAACGAUACCAAGCUCGGUGCCGUCUUGACAGAAGUAUCCCUACCUGCCGCAGCCGAAGACGAAUAUGGCGCUGGUCUCCGUGUGAAAACCGUCUUGGAAGCAGCUGAGAUCGGCGAAACUGGACUACUGGCACGGUGGAAUGAGAAAGCUCGUCCUCUCGAUCGCGACGUGAGAGUUGGCGAUGUUAUCGUAUCUGUUCUGGACGGCUCGGCAGUGGAAUCGUUGGGCCCGGAGGCAUCUAGUCGAAAAUUAAUGGAUAAGUUGAAAAAAAGUGUUAAAUUCAAUUCUCUCAUAAUUUUGGACGUAUUACGCGAAGCACCACCACUGGAGGUUUGCGAUUGGCCACAGACUCAGCAGACUAUAAUAGCCUGUUUGGAGAGGAUGGAGAAGAAUUUUAUCGAGAGGAAAGAUCAGGCGAUGACCUGGUUUGUUGGAGACGUCGCGCCUAUUAUACUCUCACCUUCCAGUCACUUAUGGUGUCCCCUCUGUGAGUGUAAACAGCAGACUCUCACUGCGUAUCUCGCCCAUUUCGAUUCGCCAGAGCAUCUCGAGAAGCGAAGGGUGACCUCAUCGAAGUUCGAUAGUCGUUGGGCUAAGCUGCCGAUUGGCAUCAGCAAAUACUACUGGUUUGAGUAUUGCUACGGCUUUACUUCAAUAGUUGAUCCCUCCGAGGGCGAUCCUUAUUGUGAGUUCUGUGACUACUCCCCCAUUGGAAGCUAGUCGGCCUUUGAUUCCGCACGUUGAGUGUUUUCGUCUGUUGCAGUAUAAGUACUGUUGGAUUGAUUUUCCGGAAGUAUCAUUAGUUUCUAUGGGACGCUG
Molecule: messenger RNA, 1118 nt
Organism: Perkinsus marinus ATCC 50983
Lineage: Eukaryota; Perkinsozoa; Perkinsida; Perkinsidae
Exons: 6
Coding region: 99-1019 (306 amino acids)
Source: RefSeq, a predicted model, not a curated record